Messenger RNA from Scophthalmus maximus (turbot), 2893 nucleotides. RefSeq names its product dishevelled segment polarity protein 1a (gene dvl1a). Gene Ontology annotation, biological process: canonical Wnt signaling pathway; intracellular signal transduction. Bases 284 to 2416 code for a protein of 710 amino acids. Gene Ontology annotation, molecular function: frizzled binding. Lineage: Eukaryota; Metazoa; Chordata; Actinopteri; Pleuronectiformes; Scophthalmidae. The record is from RefSeq and is a predicted model, not a curated record. Gene Ontology annotation, cellular component: cytosol. The transcript is spliced from 15 exons.
CCAUAUCGCAAGGAUGUGGACUGUCCCUUCCUGUUUCAGAGCCGACGGAGCCUCCGCGCCGGAGCCUCGCACCGGAGCCGCCGCCACACGCAGGACGCGACGCGCCGCGCGCAAGUGUCUGGAUUCAGGCCGCGGAGCCGCGUCCGCCGCCGCGCGCCGCGGAGCUUUCAGCUGUGGGUCAUGUUCUUCCUCGGGUGACUGGUAACAACAGCGGGGCCUGUUCGCUGCGCUGCCGGCCCUUGUUCCUCCCCCGCGUCGAUGCCUGUCCUCCCCCCGCGCUCUCAUGGCGGAGACGAAAAUCAUUUAUCACAUCGACGAGGAGGAGACGCCGUACCUGGUCAAACUGUGCGCGCCCCCGGACAAAGUCACCUUAGCGGAUUUCAAAAAUGUCCUCAACAACCGACCCGUCAACAGCUACAAAUUCUUCUUCAAAUCCAUGGACCAGGAUUUUGGCGUCGUCAAAGAAGAGAUUUCCGAUGACAACGCCAAGCUGCCGUGCUUCAACGGGAGAGUCGUGUCCUGGUUGGUGCUGGCGGAGAGUGCCCAUUCUGAUGGAGGCUCCCAGUGCACGGAGAGCCACCCGGAGCUGCCCCCUCCCCUGGAGAGGACCGGGGGCAUCGGGGACUCCCGCCCCCCCUCCUUCCACGCAAACGCGGUCAGCAGUCGGGACGGCCUGGACACGGAGACGGGCACCGAGUCGCUCCUGAGCCACCGGCGAGAGCGCGAGCGCGAGCGAGCGCGGAGGAGAGCGCGAGAAACCGAGCUCCCUCGCAUCAACGGUCACUCCAAAUCAGAGCGCACGGCCCGGGACUCGGCCAUGGGCUACGACAGCGCCUCGGUAAUGAGCAGCGAGCUGGAGUCCAGCUCCUUCGUGGACAGCGAGGAGGACGAGGACGCGAGCAGGCUCAGCAGCUCCACAGAACAGAGCUCCUCUUCGCACCUGAUGCGUCGACACAAGCGCCGGCGACGGAGGCACAAAGUGGCCAAGAUCGACCGGUCGUCGUCCUUCAGCAGCAUCACGGACUCAACGAUGAGCCUCAACAUCAUCACCGUCACGCUGAACAUGGAGAAGUACAACUUCCUGGGCAUCAGCAUCGUCGGGCAGAGUAACGACCGGGGAGACGGAGGCAUCUACAUCGGCUCCAUCAUGAAGGGCGGAGCUGUGGCUGCUGACGGCAGAAUAGAACCUGGAGACAUGCUGCUGCAGGUGAACGACGUGAACUUUGAGAACAUGAGCAACGACGACGCCGUGAGGAUUCUCCGAGAGAUCGUUUCCAAAACUGGUCCCAUUAGUCUUACUGUUGCCAAAUGUUGGGACCCGUCUCCACGGAGCUACUUCACGAUCCCUCGUGCUGAGCCAGUGAGACCCAUCGACCCCGCGGCCUGGAUCUCACACACCACCGCCCUGACGGGACCGUACCCGCACUACGAGUUUGACGACCUGCCUCUGUCUGUGAGUAAGACCGACAUGGCGACCAUCGUCAAGGUGAUGCAGCUGCCGGACUCCGGCCUCGAGAUCCGAGACCGGAUGUGGCUGAAGAUCACGAUCGCCAACGCCGUCAUCGGCGCUGACGUGGUGGACUGGCUCUACUCCCGAGUGGAGGGAUUCAAGGACCGGCGGGAUGCGAGGAAGUACGCGAGCAGUCUGCUGAAGCACGGCUACCUGAGACACACGGUCAACAAGAUCACCUUCUCCGAACAGUGUUACUACACCUUCGGGGACCUCUGCCAAAACAUGGCGUCACUCAACCUAAACGAGGGAUCGAGCGGCGGAGGCUCGGAGCAGGACACGCUGGCGCCGCUCCCCCCGCCCAGCAACCCCUGGCCCCUGGGCGGGCAGCCGUUCCCCUACCCUCCCUUUCCCUCCGCGCCCCCCAGCUUCCCACCGGGAUACUCAGACCCGUGCCACAGUUUCCACAGCGGGAGCGCCGGCAGCCAGCACAGCGAGGGAAGCCGAAGCAGUGGAUCCAACCCCAGUGCAGGCAAAGGUAGACGCUCCUCCCCACAGGAGAAGGCUCAGAGUGGGGGGAGGCGCGGCGACAGGUCCGCCAGCCAGAUGAGCCACCACAGCCACGCCCGGUCGGGCCUCAGCCACAGUCAGUCGCACCGGAGCCACGCCCUCUCGCAGAACAGCCACCCCUCCUUCACCCACAGCCACGCCCCCUUCACCCAGCCGGGGCCGGGCUCCUGCGCCCAGAGCGAGCGGAGCCACGCCUCCUCCUACGGACCCCCGGGCUUGCCCCCUCCUUACUGUCUGGCCCGUCUGGCCCCCAAGACCCCGCUCAGCAGCAGCACGCCGCCCGGAGCGCCGCCCGGGAGGGAGUUGGCCGCCGUUCCUCCUGAGCUCACCGCCAGUCGCCAGUCCUUCCAGCACGCCAUGGGAAACCCCUGUGAGUUCUUCGUCGACAUCAUGUGACAGGACAGUGCCUUUAAAAACUCGUCCAGCACAAAACAAUUAUUCCUCCUGAGUCUUUGGCCUCUGACCGUCUCUGAGUUCCGAAUGUAGACGAGCUGCCGCCCUGCGAUCCGUCCGUCCCUCCGACGUCCACAGAGACCACGGGAACAGGCAGCGGUCGGAGGGGAACACGGAUCCUCCGGGACUGAAAACGCCCUUUUGUAUUGACGUGACGUGUACAGUUUGUGAAACGUGAAUGGUAUUAAUGUGGUGAUUCUUUCAAAGCCGCGCGCAGACAUUCUCCCGAGUGUCGACUGUAGAUCACUUCUGUUUCUGCGAGACCUUUAAACAGACUGGGCCUGGAUCUCAAUCCCCCAGACCCAGACCCAGAACAAGGCCCAGACCCAGACCCAGAACAAGACCCAGACCCAGACCCACACCCAGACCCAGACCCAGAACAAGACCCAGACCCAGACCCAGACCCAGAACAAGACCCAG